GGUGGAUCUAAACCUUCCUUAAGCUCUUUGAUAUCUUCUCUGUACGAUUUGAUCGACGAGUCGCAUCAACUUACUUCGACUCUGAGAGCAUGGAUGGAGAGCUCAGUAUAACAGGUCUUUUGGCGAUCGGUGGGACAUUGAAGUCUACAGAGCUUCAACUACAAGCUAUCAGAGACUUAUUGCGUCGAAAGAAGGAAGCUAUUCCCAAGGGCAAGAUCUCUUCGUUUUUGAAUUUCGCUACUCUGUUUGAUAUCAAGAUGGCCAAAUAUGAGAUUGAUACUCUCCAAGGACCAAUCUCUCAUCUUACUGAGGUUUAUAUGAACAUGGCAAAGACGUUGCAUCCAGAGUUGUUUUCAGAUGAUACAAAUAUAUGUUUGAUCCAAGAAGAGGCCAAUAACAGCACUAGCCCUGAGGCGAUGGUUCUCUCCCCAAGUCCAAACGAGAAUAUACAGCAGAACAACCAACUUCAAAAUGAACCGGAACCAGUGAGGCAUGAAAGCAAGAAAGACAAGAGUUGGUUUAGUAACAAAAGUUGGAUAGGCUCGUGCAUGAAAGUAAAGGAGUGAACAUAAGGAGCAGGGUGUUUAGAGUUGUUUUACUAAUUCGUAUCUCUAAUAUCAGACAGUAGUUAGCAGUUUUCUCUAGUAUGUUGAGAAUAUAUUUUAUAAACCUUGUCCCCCACUUCUUGGCCCUCUC
Molecule: messenger RNA, 696 nt
Organism: Capsella rubella
Lineage: Eukaryota; Viridiplantae; Streptophyta; Magnoliopsida; Brassicales; Brassicaceae
Exons: 6
Coding region: 90-566 (158 amino acids)
Source: RefSeq, a predicted model, not a curated record